Molecule: messenger RNA, 1845 nt
Organism: Cornus florida
Lineage: Eukaryota; Viridiplantae; Streptophyta; Magnoliopsida; Cornales; Cornaceae
Product: probable aquaporin NIP5-1
Exons: 4
Coding region: 615-1511 (298 amino acids)
Biological process (GO): transmembrane transport
Cellular component (GO): membrane
Molecular function (GO): channel activity
Source: RefSeq, a predicted model, not a curated record
GUUUCGUCGAUCUCCCUCUCUCUAUAUAAAUAAACCACACACACUCUCACAAAACUGCCUUAAACCCACCUCCCAACUUCACCAUAUCUGUGUGUCCUGUUCCUCUGCGUCCAAUCUCACACACUUGCAUUCAUUCCUUUUUAUUUUUCUCUCUCUCUUUCCCAUGCACACAGUUGAGCUUUCAGUCAAUUCAAUUCAUUAAGGUUUGUGUGUUGAAACUGGCUCAAUCAAUCUUCUUCUCUCUUCCUUGAACAUACCUUUAUAAAAACCAUGGCCGGCCGCUAAGUAAUUGUGUUUCUAUCUGGUUCCUUUGGAACCCAAUUUCAAAAACCCAAAAAAAAAAAAAAAAAUAGAUUUUUAUUUUUCCGCUCAUUUAUAUGAAAGAAAGUCAAACCCAUCUUUCAUUAAGCCUCUAUUAGUCACUCUCUUGUAUUAAUUUGUGUUUGCAUUGAAACUGGAUCAAUCCAUUUUUUCUCUUCCUUAAUUAUAUCUUUAUAAAAACAUGGCCACCAAGUAAGUUUGUUUCUCUCUGGUUCCUUAGGAACCUCAAUCCCAAAACCCAAAAAAAAAAAAAAAAAAAAAAAACACAAAAACAGAAAGAAAAAAAGUUCAGAAUGCCGGAAUCGGAGACAGGUACACCGACGGCAUCGGCGCCGGCGACACCAGGGACGCCGGGAGCUCCACUGUUCAAUUCACUGCGAGUGGACUCACUGUCUUAUGAUCGGAAGUCAAUGCCCCGAUGUAAGUGCUUGCCUCUUGACGCCCCUACCUGGGGUGCGCCUCACACGUGUCUCACCGACUUCCCCAUUCCCGAUGUCUCCCUCACUCGCAAGCUGGGAGCAGAGUUCGUGGGAACGUUCAUCCUGAUAUUCGGGGCGACAGCGGCGCCAAUCGUGAACCAGAAGUACGACGGAGCGGAGACGCUGAUAGGGAAUGCGGCGUGCGCCGGGCUGGCGGUGAUGAUCGUCAUCCUGUCGACGGGCCACAUCUCCGGAGCCCAUCUCAACCCUUCUCUCACCAUCGCAUUUGCCGCCCUCCGCCACUUCCCGUGGGUCCAUGUUCCGGCCUACAUUGCCGCCCAGGUCUCCGCCUCCAUCUGCGCUUCUUUUGCUCUCAAGGGUGUCUUCCACCCCUUCAUGGCCGGCGGCGUCACUGUCCCUUCCGUCAGCAUCGGCCAGGCCUUCGCACUCGAGUUCAUCAUUACCUUUAAUCUCCUCUUUGUUGUCACUGCUGUUGCCACAGACACUCGUGCGGUGGGAGAGUUGGCUGGUAUAGCGGUCGGAGCCACUGUGAUGCUUAACAUUCUUGUGGCUGGGCCGUCUAGUGGCGGUUCGAUGAAUCCGGUUCGAACACUUGGCCCAGCUGUUGCAGCCGGAAACUACAAGCAUAUAUGGAUAUACCUGGUGGCGCCCACACUCGGGGCACUGACAGGGGCAGCUAUCUACACCGCUGUAAAGCUCCGGGACGACGAGGCUCAGCCACCACGUCCAGUCAGGAGCUUCCGCCGCUAGCGGGACAGGGCCCAUGAGACCCUGCAAUUAUAGAAGUGAGAGAAUCUUUCUCUAACUAGUAGCAUUGUGUAUUAUUGAGUAUGAAAUAAAAAGGGGAGGGGCAUAUACAGUGAAUGUGACUUCAAGUCCACGCUCCUCCUCUCCUCCUAAGGUUUGUAUUUGAAUUGUUUUUUCACUUCAACGUGUUGUAUGUCAUUCACUUUGGGUGGAUGAGUUUGUGAUGUGAGAUGUACUUUUGUCCACAACCCCUUGGACCGCCAUUCAAGGGGAAUUAUUCUAUGCUUUGCUUUCUAGGUGUUACAAAUGUCAUAUAAAAUAAAGUGCUUGUUUUGUA